GCACCAUAUAAAAAACCAAGUUGCUUCGCAAGCAAAUUAGCAGCGCAGUACUAGAGCAUCAACAUGGAAGAUAUAUGGAAGAGAGCGAAGCUCUUCGCUGAAGAAGCGGCCAAAAGAUCCCAAACCCUAACCUCAUCCAACAAAAUCGCUGAACUAGUCGCCGAGACCGCUAAGAAAUCCAAAGAACUCGCAUUCGAAGCUUCCAAGAAAGCCGAUCAACUAAAAGUCGCCGCUUUGAAACAAGCCGAUCAGAUCCAAAUCAAGUCCAUUUCAGAUAUCAUCCCUCAUCAGCUCUCCUCUCUCUCGAUCGUGAAUUCUUCUUCUUCUUCUUCUUCUUCUUCGGUCUCUGCGGCUUCUGAUCCAGAGGAGCUUCAGAAGUUUGGAAUUACAGAAGAUUUGAGAGAUUUUGUCAAGGGAUUGACUUCCAGUACAUUCCAUAACUUCCCAAUUCAAGAUGAAGCUGAGGCGUCUGAUGUGCCGACUACGGCAUCGAAUGUACGGAAAGAUCUUAAUGAGUGGCAGGAGAGGCAUGCCACUCUCGUUCUCACUAAUGUGAAGCAAAUCUCAAAGCUAAGAUACGAAUUAUGCCCACGUGUGAUGAAAGAAAGGAGAUUCUGGAGGAUUUAUUUUACACUUGUGAGCACUCAUGUUGCACCGUAUGAGAGGCAGUAUAUGGAGGAGAUCAAGCGCAAAGCAGAAAAGCAGAUAAAAGAUGAAAAAUCGAAGCAAAGUGCUGUAUCUGAAGAGAAUUCUAGGUCUGAGGUGACAGAAAAGAACCUGAAAAGCAAGACAUCAACUGCAUCUUCGGCUGAGCAGGACUUGGACACUUUUCUUUUGGGAGAUCUUGAAGACAGUGAUGGGGGUGCAGAUGAUGGUGAUGGCAGCUUUGAUGAUGAUUUUGACAAGAUUGACAAUUCUGAUAUUGAAGAUGAGGAACAUUUGAAGAAAGCAACUGCUGCUACUGUUUAGAUUUUAGACAUUGAGUAAAAAGAAGAAACUUGCAUUUAUAAAGGAUGAGAAAGGGGGCUGUGAAGAGUAAAGGCAAGCAGCCGCUCUGCCUUGAAAAUUUACAAGGGAGAGGCACAUGUUAAGAAGUUUGCAAAAAAUGUCUUUUUGGUAGGGUAUGUGUUGCAUAAUUCAUAACAACUGCCAUUUGCUUUCUUUUAUUUCUAUGGACAGCUAGAAGUUAUGAUGUCUAUUUGUUGAUUAAUUAGGGGAGGUCAAAACCUUUGUGUGCCUUGUACAGAUUUCUUGAUUCAGUUGAUUCAAUAUUUCAGUUUAAUAAUUAAUAUGCAAAUUAUAUU
Hevea brasiliensis (rubber tree) is the source of this 1304-nucleotide messenger RNA. RefSeq lists its product as uncharacterized. The record is from RefSeq and is a predicted model, not a curated record. The transcript is spliced from 6 exons. Lineage: Eukaryota; Viridiplantae; Streptophyta; Magnoliopsida; Malpighiales; Euphorbiaceae. Bases 64 to 969 code for a protein of 301 amino acids.